Etheostoma cragini (Arkansas darter) is the source of this 2566-nucleotide messenger RNA. It is a transcript of the gene aktip, whose product is annotated as akt interacting protein. Bases 351 to 1241 code for a protein of 296 amino acids. NCBI's taxonomy places the organism in Eukaryota, Metazoa, Chordata, Actinopteri, Perciformes, Percidae. The record is from RefSeq and is a predicted model, not a curated record. The transcript has 10 exons.
AUUCAAGUGACGGAAGCGCCAGCAAAUCAAAUGCGAGGACGUUCAUCCCAUAGACCAAUGAAAACCCGUACUGUUACGCCAAAACGCCCUAAGUGGUUGGAGUGAACUCUAGUUUCGGUGUCUGUCAAAUUAUUUAGCUAGCCAAUGUUAGCAAGUUAGCAGGGAUGACACUCAAAGGAAUGGCGAGCAGUUGAUCAGUUUCUGCCAAAAUUAUACCGUGACACACGUUAACAUCUCUUUUAAAGGGACUUUUACAGCCUUUUAGCAAAUACGCAGCGGAUGGCCCGGACAGCACUUGUCGUGGGGCCUACAUAGAAAGAGGGACAUCAAUCUGAACCUCUGAAUGAGUAAUGAACCUUAACCCCUUCUGGAGCAUGUCUGCCAAUACAAGUCGUAAGCAGAGAUCUGACGUCGAGGAACAGAGUGGGCCCGGGGAGCAGAGAGCCAGCCCGGCCCGACUGCCCUUUGGCAAAAAGCAGCUUCCCCCCAUUCCUAAGAAUGCAGCCCCCAUUACCAAGCCUGCAUCAACGGGCACCCCAGCCCAGUCAGCCAAUGGCACACACGCCUCCUAUGGACCUUUUUACUUGGAGUACUCUCUGCUGGCUGAGUUCACACUAGUGAUUAAGCAGAAACUCCCUGGAAUUUAUGUGCAGCCAUCCUACAAAUCGGCGCUAAUGUGGUUUGGGGUCAUAUUCAUCAGACAUGGCUUGUACCAGGAUGGAGUCUUCAAAUUCACAGUGUAUAUUCCAGAUAACUAUCCAGAUGGAGAGUGUCCUAAGUUAGUGUUUGACAUCCCAGUCUUCCAUCCUCUUGUUAACCCUGUGUCUGGAGAGCUUGAUGUCAAAAGAGCUUUCAACAAAUGGAGACGAAAUCACAACCACAUCUGGCAAGUCUUGAUGUAUGCACGUACAGUUUUCUACAAGAUCUAUACCACGGAACCACUCAACCCAGAGGCAGCUGUGCUAUAUGAAAAGGAUGUACAGUUGUUCAAAAGCAAAGUGGUGGACAGUGUGAAACUAUGCAACAGUCAUCUUUUUGACCAGCCCAAGAUAGAUGAUCCCUAUGCAAUAAGUUUUUCGCCAUGGAACCCAGCUGUUCAUGAUGAAGCCAAAGAGCGGAUGUUCACAUACAAAAGACGGCCUGAGGAUCACCACAAGGGAACGCAGGUGUCAGGGCUGUCUUGGGUGAAGCCUGGCUCGACGCAGCCCUUCAGCAAAGAUGACACUCCUCCCCAGAGCUGAACCUGCACUGUCACUGCUGCAGCCACUGGAGGGAGGCACAGCUGUUUAUUUGAACUGGAUCCUUGAACCAGUGGGGAGAACUGUUAAAUCGCCACCAUAUUGCUCAUCUUUAAAAGCUUUGUAGGCAUUUCCUCAGACAGCUUUAGAAUAAGGAAAAUGUUUGUAUUAUAUAUACAUUGACAAUGACAAAUGGAUGUCCGCGCAACAUCAUUUAGGCUGUAAUGCAAUCAAAGAGCUUUCUCAUUUCGAUUUUCAGAUCCAUCCACAUGUGGGGCUAGUUGCAGCUUUGUCCCAAAAGGAGCUCUAAAGUAUCCUUAAAGCAUUCAUACAGUAAGUAUAGUGGACUACAUGAUCUCUACCACUUGUUAAGAUUGGCUCAGGACUGUUUAUUUGUCAGACUUGGAAUGUUGUCAGCCACAGCUGUGUGAAUAAAACCACCCCUCCCAUUACCUAAGUAGUUUGACAUAUGUUUUAUAUUGGCUUCUCAUUGGACAAUGAUUUAUUUUUAAUCCCACUGUGUAAACUAUUGUCUUAAAUAGAUAUAUAUAAUUUUUUUUUUGCAAAGCAGGCAAAGUUUUAAAUGAGAUGUUGAUAAGUAAGCUCAUGUAUAUUAUUUGGUUGGAUUUUAAAUAAUUUUUGAACAUUAUAUGUACCUUUUGGCUGUUGGUUAUUAAAGGUUUGAUGUGUAAAUUAAUGAUGCUGUGCUAAGCUUUGAUUAUUAGAGACCUGUCUGCAUUGAUGCUUGGAUUUUCUAAGUGAUUAUUAUUAUUAUUAUUUUGGUUUUCUUUGCAAAUGUUUAAUUUUUUUAUUUUUAUUGAGACACAAAUCAAAUAAGUUACUGCAGGAUUCCCUUAUUAGUCUGAAGCAAAAUCGGGCAUGUAUUUUGUUAAGGUUUAGUUCAGUUUCUGAGCAGCACAAUAUGAAGUGUUGUCCAGCAACAACAAUACACCUUUUUGGUUUUGCCAGACAAAUGUCACGUUUCAUGUUAAGUAAUGUCUUCAUCUAAAGAUGGCUCUAUCUAAUUUUAAGUAAUAUUGCUCAGCCACUUUCAAUAUUGUCAAACUAACGGUGUGGGAACCUAGUAAGUAAAAUACUAUUUUGAAAUAGUAGAAAUGUUGCUGAAACCCGUUGGAUCUAUUAAAAGCUGCGGUGAUAGACCAGAAUGUAACAAAAUCCAAGUGUACUUCACACACUGGCAUUUGUUAAAUGUCUGAGUUUUAUUGCGUUACAUAUAGACCCAUUCCUGCUUCAGUUUGUGAAAGACAGUACUGUGUAGAUGACAUUAGAUUCAAAUGAUUUUCUCUGAAAUUCAAUAAAAUUAUUUA